Molecule: messenger RNA, 552 nt
Organism: Daldinia childiae
Lineage: Eukaryota; Fungi; Ascomycota; Sordariomycetes; Xylariales; Hypoxylaceae
Product: ADP-ribosylation factor-like protein 8A
Exons: 4
Coding region: 1-552 (183 amino acids)
Biological process (GO): protein transport
Cellular component (GO): lysosomal membrane
Molecular function (GO): GTP binding; GTPase activity
Source: RefSeq, a predicted model, not a curated record
AUGGCAGGGUUAUUUCGGAAGGUGUACGACUGGUUGCUCAGGACUUUCUGGGCGACUGAGAUGGAUGUCACGAUGAUAGGUUUGCAGAAUGCUGGGAAGACGUCUUUGCUCCGCGUCCUAUCGGGUGGUGAAUUUACGAUCGACUCUAUUCCCACCGUCGGUUUCAAUAUGAAGCGCGUACAACGUGGCCAUGUGACACUUAAAUGCUGGGACUUGGGUGGUCAACCUCGUUUUCGGCCAAUGUGGGAAAGAUACUGUCGUGGAGUAAAUGCGAUCGUAUUUAUCGUCGACAUCGCAGAUCAAGACCUGCUGCCCAUGGCUAAGGAGGAACUUCAUUCCCUUAUGUCGCAACCUAGCCUCGAAGGAAUCCCUUUACUAGUGCUCGGAAAUAAGUCCGACUUGCACAUCAAACUUAGCGUGGAUGAACUCAUAGAUGCUCUAGAUCUCAAGAGUAUAGGACAUCGCGAGGUUUCCUGCUACGGGAUUAGCGCAAAGGAGGAGACCAACCUAGACGCCGUAAUUCAAUGGCUUAUGAAAUGGGCCAACAGAUAA